AGUCAAUCUCUGAACGAAGAGUGAACGUGACGCGUUUGGUACGCUGUCCCAAAAAUAAUUACGAAAUAGUCAAAGAAAAGAAAGACAAAAGAAAACCAUGGCCGUCGAAAACGUUUUAACCGCUAAAAUAGUAACAAUGGUAUCCUUAUUCGGCAUAUCCAUGUUCGUGGGAUGUUUGCCGUUGUUGAUAUCGAAGAAGUUCAACUGGUUCACGAAAUCCCGCGAUCCCAACCUGCGGUCUUCGAAUCAGCUGGUGAUGGGACUGUUGGCGUUUGGUGGCGGAGUACUUUUCGCUACAACGUUCAUGCAUCUCCUGCCUGAAGUGGACGAAAACAUUGAAUUGUUGCAAGAGACAGGAGAGAUCCCCGAUGUGCCAGUGUUCCUUGCCGGUUUGAUAAUGUGCGGAGGAUUCUUCAUGAUGUAUUUAGUAGAAGAAUUAGUUCACUUGUACAUACACGCCAGGGAGCACAAACCAUCAGAGAAGAACGACGCCAAACCGUUCAGCCUAAGGAAGAGCAUCUCGGGGAACGAUCCAGAAAUAAACCAAGAGACCAAACAAAUUGAGAAUGAAACCAAUAGCGGUCAUAGUCAUUUAGUUCUCGAUUCAUCCCAAGAAGAUUCUGUGGUGUCAGCCCUGAGAGGCUUGCUGAUAGUUCUGGCGCUAUCCAUUCACGAACUGUUCGAAGGAUUGGCAGUCGGCCUAGAGUCUUCAGUUGCCAAUGUCUGGUAUAUGUUCGGAGCGGUGUCAGCCCACAAAUACAUCAUUGCUUUCUGCAUCGGAGUUGAACUGUUAGCGGCUGGCACGAGAAAAUGGCUGUCUCUCGUCUACAUCUUUACGUUUUCGUUCAUGUCAGCGUUGGGUAUCGGCAUUGGGAUCUUACUAGUAGGAGGGUCAGGUGCCGCGGCAGCCGGACUAUAUUCAGUGGUGUUACAGGGCAUUGCCUGCGGUACUCUGGUCUACGUGGUGUUCUUUGAGGUGUGGAAGCGGAGCAGCGGCCUCCUGCAGUUCGCGUGCGCUCUCCUCGGGUUUGCGGUCAUGGUUUCUCUCGAGGUUACCGUUGAAUUCAUUAUAAUAUGAAAACGACGAAGGAUACCGGAGAAUGUUAUGUAAUGCUAUAUUUAAAUAAGACGCUCAAUAUUGUGACAGUGUAUAUGUGUUUAAAUAAUUUAUAGCUACAGUGAAUUUCAGUCAAAGAAGAUUCAAUGUAAAACGCGGGAAGUCUUAAGUUAUAAUUCUAAAUUAAAUAAAGAUAUUGCUAUCGCAUGCGAAUACACUAACAAUUCGUCAUAGGCGUGAUGACUGAAUGUUUUGUUGCUUUAAGCUAAGCUUCUGUGCUGGCAGAAAUACGGAACAAGAAUUCUUUGUGCUAGAGAAAGCGCUAUAAAGCAAGAAACGUAAAUAUUUUCAUGCGCCAUAUUUUCAGAAGCUCCUAUAUAUUUUUCAUUAAGGCAAUUUUUGUAACUACAUCUGUCAAAAUAUAUCCUAAUUCGUUAGGAAUUCAAGCAAUUUUUGUAAACAAAUUGAUUUUGUUUCACUAUGUAAAGUACUUUAAAAUGUAUAACUUAUUUAUGGUAUCUAAUAAAUGCCAAUAAAUCCAAAGAUUUUCUAAAUUUAUAAAUUUAGCUCUCGAUGUUUUGGCACGAUUGUAGCAACCCUACGGAAUAGAAUGCCAGUGUAAUGGAAUGUAAUGUUUAGCUGCCUUAGCUGGAAUAGCUCCCUAGGAUACCAGCGAAUAGGUAUGAAAAAAAGUAGAGUAAUAUAAUAUUUGUCACUGUCAUCCCGUUUGUAAAGGUUCCUCGUAAUAUAAUUUAAAACUUAAUUCUAGUUUCAUGUUGCUUUUGUAUUUUCCCUUUGUCAAGCGGGUUAUUAACCCGGCUGUCAAUGUCACCUAUUUAAUAAUUUUAAUAUCAAGAACUGUGAAGGACUACAAAAUAACAAAUUAAUGUGUUCUUAAUUUCCAUUUCCGGUUUAUUCUAGUCCAUAUUUCACAUAUAUUUUUAAUAAGAGUAAACAAUAAAGUAAGACCAAAGAAAGUAGGUACUCGUGUUUAUAAAAUUUCAAAGAUAUGAGAUAAGAUAUUGUUUUAUUAGGCUAGGUACUUGAACUCAUGAGUUGUGUAAUACUCUAUCACCAUCUCUUUGAAUCCAUUAAGUCUUCAAGUCUAGUAUCAAGUUUGUAAAUGAUGAUAAGUUUAUAAUUAAUUA
Bombyx mandarina (wild silkworm) is the source of this 2205-nucleotide messenger RNA. RefSeq names its product zinc transporter ZIP1. Lineage: Eukaryota; Metazoa; Arthropoda; Insecta; Lepidoptera; Bombycidae. Gene Ontology annotation, biological process: zinc ion transmembrane transport. Gene Ontology annotation, cellular component: plasma membrane. The record is from RefSeq and is a predicted model, not a curated record. Gene Ontology annotation, molecular function: zinc ion transmembrane transporter activity.